This is a messenger RNA of Prosopis cineraria, 3230 nucleotides long. Its product is annotated as DNA topoisomerase 3-beta. Gene Ontology annotation, biological process: DNA topological change. Gene Ontology annotation, cellular component: nucleus. Gene Ontology annotation, molecular function: DNA topoisomerase type I (single strand cut, ATP-independent) activity; DNA binding. NCBI's taxonomy places the organism in Eukaryota, Viridiplantae, Streptophyta, Magnoliopsida, Fabales, Fabaceae. The coding region runs from base 288 to 2873 and encodes 861 amino acids. The record is from RefSeq and is a predicted model, not a curated record. The transcript has 15 exons.
GUGCCUCAUUCAAGAGUUAUGCUUAUUCUUCCCAUAUUGUCAUUUGAUAAGAUGGACUCCUCCUGAAAUUUGCAGGCCGAUCGAGGAAACAGUGCCUCAACUGGAGAAAAGGAGUUCAAGGUAGCCAAAUAGAGUAGAUACAGACAAGAGACAUCCAUCCCCGGAGGAAUAGAAAAGCAAAUCCCUUCAAUAAUCGAGAUGGCUCCUCCUAAAGUCCUCAUGGUCGCAGAGAAGCCUAGCAUUGCUCUUUCUAUUGCCUCUGUUCUCUCCCGCGGUCAGGUACUCUGAUGUCUACAAGAAAAGGAAGCACAGACGUUCAUGAAUUUGAGGGGACAUUUCUUGGAUCCCGUUCACACUUUAAAGUAACAUCAGUCAUUGGGCAUAUAUUUAGUGUAGAUUUUCCCGCUAAAUAUCAGGAUUGGGCAGCUACAGAUCCAUCAGAUCUUUUUCAAGCUCCAGUUAUAAAGAAUGAAACAAACCCAAAGGCACAUAUAUGUAGACAUCUGAAUCAAGAAGCUCGUGGCUGUCAUUAUUUGGUAUUGUGGUUAGACUGUGAUCGUGAAGGAGAAAAUAUAUGUUUUGAAGUUAUAGAAUCGACUAGCUUCAAUGUAAAUGACACUCGGAAGAGGAUUUUUCGUGCACGCUUUUCUUCUGUUACUGAGAAGGAUAUCCUGAAAGCUCUGGAUAAACUUGUGGAACCGAAUAGAGAUGAGGCACUGGCUGUGGAUGCUAGGCAGGAAAUUGAUUUAAAAGUUGGAGUUGCCUUUACUCGAUUUCAGACAAGUUAUUUUCAUGGAAAAUAUGGGAACCUAGAUGCCAAAGUUAUAUCCUAUGGGCCAUGUCAAACUCCUACCUUAGGCUUCUGUGUGCAGAGGUAUUUGCAAAUAAAUACCUUCAAGCCUGAAAAGUUUUGGACUCUGCAUCCGUACAUAAUACACAAUGGCUAUGAAAUUAAGCUAGAAUGGAAUCGGGGCAGAUUAUUUGACAUGGAUGUUGUUGUCAUGUUUCAAAAGCUAGUAACUGAAGAUGGACUUUUGGAAGUUACUGAUGUAUCUGAAGAACAGAAAUGCAAGAGCCGCCCUGUUGGUCUGAAUACAGUCAAUCUUCUAAAGGUUGCUUCAAGUGCUUUAGGAUUUGGACCUCAGAUGGCCAUGCAACUAGCUGAGCGCUUGUAUACUCAAGGUUUCAUCAGCUAUCCGCGCACAGAAAGCACUGCAUACCCACCUUCAUUUGACUUUCAGGGUGUACUCUCUUCACAAGCAAAUAAUCCAAUAUGGGGUCAUUAUGUACAGGGGCUACUCACUAAUGGUUAUCACAAACCUCGAUUAGGAACAGAUGUAGGUGAUCACCCUCCUAUCACCCCAAUGCGGUCAACUUCUGAGGAUGUGGUAGGCAGUGACGCUUGGAAGUUAUACCAAUAUGUCUGUCAACACUUCAUGGGGACAGUGUCCCCAGAUUGCAAGUAUACAAGGAGAAAGGUAGAAUUUUCAGUUGGCGGAGAGUCCUUUCAUUGCACAGGGAUGCAUGUUACUGUCAAAGGAUUUACGGCUAUUAUGCCUUGGUUAGCGGUAAAUGAUAAAAAUAUUCCAUCCUUCACGAAAGGGCAGAAAAUUGGUGUGUCAAAAAUGGAGCUAUAUGAGGGGACCACCACACCACCUGAUUAUCUAAGUGAAAGUGAGCUGAUUUCCCUUAUGGAGAAGAAUGGGAUUGGAACAGAUGCAUCAAUUCCCGUACAUAUCAACAACAUCUGUGAACGGAAUUAUGUGCAGGUACAAGCAGGCAGGAAGCUUGUCCCAACUCCGUUAGGUGUGAGUUUAAUAAGAGGUUAUCAGUCAAUUGAUGCAGACCUCUGCCUACCUGAUAUCCGUAGCUUCAUUGAGCAGCAAAUUACUCUAAUUGCUAGGGGUCAGAUAGAUCAUUCUCGUGUUGUGCAGCAUGUACUGCAACAAUUCAAGCAGAAGUUUAGUUACUUUGUUAAGAAGAUUGAAAACAUGGAUGCAUUAUUUGAAGCACAAUUCUCUGCACUUACUGAUUCAGGGCGUACUCUUAGUAAAUGUGGUAAAUGCUUGCGAUAUAUGAAGUACAUUUCUUCUCAGCCACCACGAUUGUAUUGUAAUACAUGUGAGGAGGUUUAUCAUCUUCCACAGAAGGGAACAAUUAAGGUAAUGUAUUGUUCUGGCCGAAAAAGACAGCAUAUUACCUAUCAAAUUACAUGGACUCAAAUCUAUCUUCAACUGUACAAGGAGCUGGCUUGUCCUUUGGACAAUUUCGAGCUUUUGAUCUGCUCCAUGCCUGGCCCAGAGGGCAAAUCAUUCCCACUCUGCCCGUACUGCUACAGCAAUCCUCCAUUUGAGGGCAUUGAAACACUCGUCAAUAUGGCUAAAAUCGGUGCUUCUGGCAAGCUAGGGAAGGGAGCUGGCAUGCCAUGCAUCCUCUGCCCCCAUCCCACCUGCCCAAACUCUCUGGUUUCACAACGGGUCUGUGCUUGCCCCGAGUGUAGUGGGACACUUGUCUUGGACCCAGUAAGCGCUCCCAAUUGGCGACUCUAUUGCAAUAUGUGCAAUUGCCUUGUUCUUCUUCCUCAAGGUGCUCACAGAAUCUCCACAACUCGGGAACAAUGCCCUGAAUGUGACUCCACAAUCAUAGAAGUGGACUUCAACAAGAAAACAACUCCUCUGGAAGACGGAGCUACGUUGCACCGUGGUUGUGUUCUUUGUGAUGAGUUGCUUCAUUCCCUUGUGGAGAUGAAACAUGGGAGGAGUUUCAGUUCGAGAGGGAGAGGGAGAGGUAGGGGGAGGGGAAGGGGAAGGGGAAGGGGAGGUCGUGGCAGAGGAAAAAUGAUUGACCCAAAAAUGAGCUUCCGAGACUUCUAAGGACAACAUUUCAUGUCUGUGUUCAUUCCAACAAGUCCAUUAUUAUGUAGCAUGAGUGCUAUUAUUAUGUAGCAUGAGUUCGCACUUCUGUGUUAAUGAUCCUUUGCUUCAUCUAUUUGGACUUGUAAUUUGGUUCUUUCAACCUGUUCUCUAUUCUUGUUUUCACUCAAUUUUCGCUGUUAUCCCCUCCACGAGAUGCACAGUUGUGGUCGAACGUGCAUAGAUUUUCACUCAAUUUUGUGACUUUGUCCUCGUCGAACUUAAUUUCUUUUGGUAAAACGUUGGUGUGGUCUUAUUGACAAAAAAGUUGUAAUUCUCGUGUUCGGUAUCAAAUUGUAUGUAUCGAGAUUAUUUCUA